AUGCUCACGCCACUUGACAAGCAGCAGCGCGUUGAAACUUCUGAAGAGUUUUUAGACUUGUGCAAGGAUAAUUUGGAAGAAAUUUGCACUCGUAUUGUCACCGUUGAUGAAACGUGGAUCCGACAAUAUGACCCAGAAUCAAAACAGGAGUCAAUGCAGUGGAUAGAGAAGGGGGAAAGACCGCCGAAGAAGUUCAAGGUGGAAAUAUCGGCUUCCAAACUCAUGGCCACCAUUUUUUGGGAUUGCGAAGGAGUUUUGCUCAUAGAUUACCUUCCGAAAAAAACUACAAUGAAUGCAGAGUAUUAUGCUCGGCUUUUAAAAAAAGUUCGCGAAGUCAUUGUCGAAAAAAGAAGAGGUAAAAUCAGCAAAGGAAUUUUGUUUUUGCAAGACAACGCGCCGGUUCACACGGCGCGUAUUGCGAGGCAAGCCUUGCGAGAAACUGGCUUCGAUGAAGUAAAUCACCCUCCCUAUAGUCCAGAUCUGGCACCUAGCAAUUAUUUUUUAUUUAAAAAUUUGAAAAAAUAA
Melitaea cinxia (Glanville fritillary) is the source of this 525-nucleotide messenger RNA. RefSeq names its product histone-lysine N-methyltransferase SETMAR-like. Gene Ontology annotation, molecular function: nucleic acid binding. The record is from RefSeq and is a predicted model, not a curated record. NCBI's taxonomy places the organism in Eukaryota, Metazoa, Arthropoda, Insecta, Lepidoptera, Nymphalidae. The transcript has a single exon. The coding region runs from base 1 to 525 and encodes 174 amino acids.